AUGCAGGAUUUCACGGCGAACGAAGCGCACCUCUCCACAUUGGACCAGAUAUCUCCCCAAGCCUACACUCGCUUCAUCCUUUGCUUCGGACUUGACUCCGGUUCUCCUCAUGAUGAAGCUACACAGAGCCUGCGCCACGGUUUGGAAGCUACAGCAAUUCAAAUUCCAGCCUUGAAAAGCCUCGUCGUUUCGGUGACCGACUCCAGAGGAAGGGAGACCAAAGACCUCCGUCAACAAGAUGUCACUAUGUUCACUGUCAAAGACCUCACGACCAGUAGGCUGGACUUUGGCGAGAUUCGAUCACAAGGCUUCCCCAGCCAGGUCUUCGAUGCCAAAAUGCUAUGCGCAACCGGUGUCUUUGUAGUCCCGGGAUCUCCGGUGCCAACGUUUCUAGCGCAGGCCAAUCUCAUCGCUGGAGGUUUGCUACUCGGUCUGUCCGUCUGGCAUGGAGCUUUUGACGGAACAGCUAUCACUACAAUACUUAGAUUGUGGGCGCAAAAUUGCCGCGCCACAAAAGAUCCGGUAAACGAUAGCAUUGACACCUUCACCCUGUCUGCCGCCGCUUUCGACAAUUCGCGCCUGUCGAAAGUCUCUGUCCUCCAAAGAGGGUCAGUAGAGGACCAUCCCGAGUUCCUCCUACUACCCGAAGCACCAACCGCCUUACCGCCAGGCUUGACUCAGACUUUGAAGACUCAGAUCUUUCACAUCUCUCCUGCUUCUAUUUCAGCCCUCAAAGACCUCGCGAACCCUCGGCACUCCUUGUCGCCCCAAACAGAGUACAGCUGGAUCUCCACCAAUACCGCCAUCAGUGCUCUCCUCUGGCGAUCCGUCAUGUUUGCCACGUACGGUCACGAACGCCCUGUUACGGAUUCAGUAUCCAUGUUCAGCUUGCCGCUCAAUGCGCGCACAAGGAUGGAUCCACCUCUAUCACCAGAUCUCCUCGCGAGCGCAUGGUGCUUUCAAGAUUCUAGACUCCCAGUCAACGCUCUUCUUGAGGCCAAUCUCGCCGACAUCGCGCUCAUUGUACGCAGAGGUACUGACAGGGUCGACGCAAGUUACAUUGAUUCGCUGAUCAACAUGAUCGAUAGCGUGCCGAAUCCAUCUCUGUUGACGCCAUUGGUUUUCACGGAUGUUUUGAAGACGUGUUCGAUCUCUACUUCGUGGGCCGGGUUUGCGAUGUACGAUUUCGACUGGGGGAACGCGCUGGGUGGAACGUGCGAGAGGGUGAGGACUGUAGCUAGUGGUAUGUUUAAUGGUAUGCAAGUUGUGCUUCCGGAGUUGACGAAAGAGAUGGGUGGGGGGUUGGAGAUUGUGGUUGGGUUGGAGGAUGACGCGAUGGAGCGGCUGAAGAGGGAUGAGGUUUGGAUGAAGUUUGCGCGGUUACCGUGA
Messenger RNA from Letharia columbiana, 1389 nucleotides. RefSeq lists its product as uncharacterized. The transcript has a single exon. Bases 1 to 1389 code for a protein of 462 amino acids. The record is from RefSeq and is a predicted model, not a curated record. NCBI's taxonomy places the organism in Eukaryota, Fungi, Ascomycota, Lecanoromycetes, Lecanorales, Parmeliaceae.